Messenger RNA from Pseudozyma flocculosa PF-1, 1314 nucleotides. RefSeq lists its product as uncharacterized. The record is from RefSeq and is a predicted model, not a curated record. Lineage: Eukaryota; Fungi; Basidiomycota; Ustilaginomycetes; Ustilaginales; Ustilaginaceae. Bases 1 to 1314 code for a protein of 437 amino acids. The transcript has a single exon.
AUGCCCGACUGGAAGUCGCCCGUGACGCUUGGCCAAGCCUUUUCGGCGGCCACGGCGCUCAUGUACAUCUGCAUCGGCCUGAUGCUCGCCGACACGGCGCGCUUUGCCUCGUUUGACUGGUCCAUCAUCACGGGCAAGCGCGCGCGGAGGUGGCCCCAGAUCCCCUACAUCUUCCUCAAGCUGUGCUACUGGGCCUACAUCGUCACCAACCUCUACUUUGUCCUGGCCCUCCACGAGUUCAGCUGCAACGGCGUCCUUCAGGCCAUCGAGAUGCAGAUGGGCUGGAUCACGGUGGCGUCGAGCGUCCUUCUCGCCUGCCGCGCCGUCUGCGUCUACACGGGCCGGGAGCGCACCGUCGUAUCGGCCUUUCUCUUCGUCUUCACCCUCGGCCUCCUCGCCGCCUGGAUGGUCGGCGUGCCGGACGGCGUGGCGGCCUGGGUGCCAAACGGCGGCAACCCGUGGCAGGACGGGACGUGCGCUUUUGUCUCGAUCUCGACGCGCUACUCGAUCAAGUACAUUGUCACCAUCGUCUUUGACCUCUGCGUCAUGCUCCUCACCGUCGUCGGCGUGCUGCGCAUGAACGGCAGCUCGCACAUCGGCUCGGUGCUGAUCCAGCAGGGCAUCCUCUACUUUGUCGCCACCUUCCUCAUCAACGCCCUCGUCACGGGCCUCACCCUCGCCCAGCUCAACCCGGUCAUGAGCCUCAUCGGCGCCAUCCCGGCCUCGACGGUGUGCGUCAUGUGCUCCACCCGCCUCUACGUCGAGCUGGCCAGGGAGGCUCAGCACCGUCCCGGCGGCGUCACGUCGACCCAGGUCAGCUCGUCGAGCACGGGCGAGAAGAUCGCACGCCUCUUCAAGCGCAGCGGCGGCGGCAACUCCGGCAUCGGCAGCGGUACGGCAUCGGCCUCGGCGCAGCACAACAGCUACACGUUGCGCAGCAACACGGCGGGAGGCUUCAACGUCAAGCCGCUGCGGUACGGCGGGCGCCACCACGAGCGCUCCGCCUCGCCGGCGGGCGGCAAGUCGAUGGACGCCGCCGACUCGGCCGAGGACCUCGAGGCACAGACGCUCCGCAGCAACAAGGCCGGCGGCGGCGGCGGCGGCUUCGUCGCCAUCACCGAGAGCCAGGUCGUCACCUCGGAGCCCAUGCCCGACUACCUCGUCGGCAACACGGCCUUUUCGCCCACCCGGCCCGCGGCCGCGCAGCAGUCGCCCGUCGACGCCCGCAGCGACGGCGGCGUCGUGUCGCCCAUCGGCGACCAUCCCUACUCGCAGGACAUCAAGAGCCACUACCCGCGCCUGAGCCGGUCCUGA